CUUGGCGCACAGUCUUACUCGAUCGCUGAGUCACCUGACGUUGCACUCGUUUCCGAUCUCUUGUGUGUAAUGAUGUUCUCUGUGUGGCCAAAGUCUUCGCUAAUCGAUGAUAUAACCACAAUAUGCGUCUCGAAACUCGAUCCACUGCAAAAGGUUACGCUUGCGGCGAAAGUUGUCGGUGAUAACGGCGGAGUGUUCGAGUCGCAUGCUCACUUCAUCGCUGAUGAACAUGGCCAGGUUGAUGUUGGUCGUGACCCGUCUGUGGGUGGAUCUUACAGUGGAGUUUCAGCUAUGGGACUGUUAUGGAGCAUGAAACCCGCACCGGGUCAGAUAAAAGGACUUAGACUGAUAAAACACGAUGUCACGAAACCGUAUGUUAUCGAGCUGAAAUGCUUCAAUGACCACAUAGCCUCAAGGGAAACAUCUAAGCAGCCUAUGGCACUCACGACAUUUCUGAAGGGGUACAUGGCAGAUGGCGUGAGGCGAAUUCCUGUGAAAGAGGGUAGAAUCCGUGGAACAUUAUUUCUACCACCGGGCAAUGGACCUUUCCCAGGUGUCAUAGAUCUACUUGGCGGAGCCGGUGGACUAGUUGAAUUCAAGGCUUGUCUGCUGGCCUCUCAUGGCUUUGCCGCUCUUGCACUUGCUUACUUUGCAUACGAUGAUCUUCCUGUCGAACCAGAAUACUUGGAUCUCGAAUACUUUGAAGAGGCAGCAGAAUGGUUUCGCAAUCAUCCCAGUGUUGUGUCAAAUGGCGUGAGUUUGCACUCAAUCUGUUUGGGAAGCUGGCUUGGGCUUCUCCUUGCAAGCUACCGAAACGACUUGGUAAAAGCUGUGGUAGCGAUAUCACCAUGGAAUGCCCCUUUUUGGAUUCCUUACGUAUACAAAGGAAAACUGUCAAAUGUAUUUCGCUAUGAAAUCGAAAAUGUGCAGGAAACAGAUGAAGGCAUCAUAUAUAGCGAUUGUGUGGCGCGUGCGAAGGAAUUUGCUCCUCCUUCAGCCGAGUUAGCAGCACUCACACCAAUAGAACGAAUCACGUGUCCUGUAUUACUCGUUUAUGGAACUGAUGAUAAGAUCAUUGAUUCGGAAUUCACCACAAAUUGUAUAUCUGAACGUCUGAAAGCAGAGGGAAAGGAAUCCUUAUGUACCAUUUUACGACAUCCCAAUGCUGGUCACCUAAUUGAACCUCCCUACACUCCACUUACUCAUUUAGCAUAUAUGAAGAUUUUUAAGCAAUAUUGGGUGUCUGGAGGGAAGCCCAACGAACACGCCUUAGCGCAGGAAAUCACGUGGAGGAAAAUUUUAGAUUUCCUUGGACAAAAUCUAAGGACCUGUAAGAGCAAUUUAUAGUACAAACAAAAACACAAAAACGAUAAAUUGUUAUGGUCUUAAGAGCUAAAUCCAAUCGGAUGUAUGCUUGUUGUAUUCCAGGGUGAUCAAUAGAUUUUUAAAAUGCCAAUGUUCCAGAUUUAAAAUUUUUUGUGCGUUUGAAACUGACUUUUCCAACUUAGUGCAAACAAACACGGUCGCGAUUUGUAAAAAUCUGAAAUGAUAAUGGCAGGAGAGCGAAGGGAGAAAGAGGAAUAAUGAACUAAACAAACAAAAAAAAGAUCUGGACACUUGUCAUAGCAAAGACACCUGCUUCAUCCUUAAUAUAUACGAUGACGCUAACAGAAUAUACUUUCAUCACUCGCUUCCGCUCGCCUUCGGUCGCUGUGGAAAUUCUGAAGGUGAAAUCAGGGCGAAGCUAGGCAAACAAGUUGAUUUUCUUCGAAAACAGCAUUGAUUAGGUAAGGUAAUGUAUGUAAGUGGUCGAUUUGAUUAUUGAGUUCUGUUCCCUGUUUUUUCUGCGUAAUGUCUAAAACAUUAUCCACGUUGAAUAUGUUUUAAAACGUAGCGAAGGCGGUUUGACAUUUGAAGCAAGUCUCGUAUUGCUUCGUGAUCAAAAUAGAGAGUUUAGUUUAACGAUAGAUGUUAUGUUGCCUGUUUCUCUACUCGUUUUAGUGAAAAACAGUGAUAAUGUUGAGUUUGGA
This is a messenger RNA of Pocillopora damicornis (cauliflower coral), 2030 nucleotides long. Its product is annotated as bile acid-CoA:amino acid N-acyltransferase. Gene Ontology annotation, biological process: fatty acid metabolic process; acyl-CoA metabolic process. NCBI's taxonomy places the organism in Eukaryota, Metazoa, Cnidaria, Anthozoa, Scleractinia, Pocilloporidae. Gene Ontology annotation, molecular function: fatty acyl-CoA hydrolase activity. The record is from RefSeq and is a predicted model, not a curated record.